UGUUUUUCCUCGCUACCGUCCUCACAUACUUGCUCCUCUUCUCUUCUCUUCUCCUCUUCUUUGCUCUCCCGCAGAAGAGAGGGAAAAACUUUCGUCUCUUCUCUUUCUUGAAAAACCAAUUUUGUUUCUUUAUCUCUUUAUAUUCAAGAACCUUUAUUUUUUGUCCUUCCAUAUUCAGAUUCAGCGUUUUACUAUCGCUGAGUUUUUUGCCUUUUUCUGAUCGGACGGCGGAGAUUGAAUCUCGCGUGAAAAGAUCGAGGUAUGCAGCAGGGUGAUCAGACGGUGUUGAGCUUAAGACCUGGUGGUGGUCGAGGGGGCAGACUCCUUGGUGGUCCUUCUUCUUCUUCAUCAUCUUCAUCUUCUUCUUCGUUAGCCUUUGGUUCCCUUUCCUCUGAUCUUCCUCUAUUUCGUCCUCAUGGCGGUGCUCCUCCUCCCUUUUCCAUUAAGGCUGGAGACACACGAUUUGAGGGUCGUGAACGUGUGCGAUACACUCGGGACCAGCUUUUACAGCUUAGGGAGGCUGUAGAAGUUGCCGAUGAGAUUCUUAAAAUCAAACGAGAAAUUGAUGCGGAACUCUUUGGUGAAGAUCAAAACUGGGGUCGUGGAGAAAGCAAUCCACCAAAUCAGAGUCAGAACCGCUACUCCGAGCCAGACAAUCGUGAUUGGCGUAACCGUUCAGCACAGUUUCCUUCUGCUGGUGAGGAGAGGUCUUGGGAAUCCCUUCGGGAUAGAGAAUUUGGAAGCCGAUAUGACUCUAGACAGACAGAAGCUACUCAAUUUAAUCGCCAGGAUCAACUCAACUCUCAGUUCUCCCGGGCACAAAUCUCUUCUAACCAAGGGGGAGGACCAGCUCCAGCUUUGGUCAAAGCUGAGGUGCCCUGGUCGGCUAGAAGGGGGAAUCUUUCUGAGAAGGAGCGUGUUCUAAAGACUGUUAAAGGGAUACUGAACAAGCUGACUCCUGAGAAGUAUGAUCUUCUGAAGGGCCAACUUAUUGAUUCUGGCAUCACAUCAGCUGAUAUCUUGAAGGGGGUUAUUUCUCUAAUAUUUGAGAAGGCUGUUCUGGAACCCACAUUUUGUCCCAUGUAUUCUCUGUUGUGUUCUGAUCUUAAUGAUAAGCUCCCCCAAUUCCCAUCUGACGAACCUGGUGGAAAAGAAAUCACAUUUUACCGAGUCCUUUUGAAUAACUGCCAAGAGGCAUUUGAGGGAGCUGACAAGCUUAGGGAAGAAGUGGGGCUGAUGACUGCCCCUGAGCAAGAGAUGGAGCGUAGGGAUAAAGAAAGGAUGGUCAAGCUCCGUACUCUAGGUAACAUUCGUUUAAUUGGUGAGCUUCUGAAGCAGAAAAUGGUUCCUGAGAAGAUAGUCCAUCACAUUGUGCAGGAACUUUUGGGCCAUGAUACUAAGGCUUGCCCUGCAGAGGAGAAUGUUGAAGCCAUUUGUCAGUUCUUCAACACUAUUGGUAAGCAGCUUGAUGAGAGUACAAAAUCACGGCGCAUAAAUGAUAUGUACUUCAGCAGACUGAAGGAAUUGACUACAAAUCCUCAGCUUGCCCCAAGACUGAGAUUUAUGGUUCGUGAUGUUCUUGAUCUUCGUGCAAACAACUGGGUUCCCAGGCGUGAGGAGGUGAAAGCCAAAACAAUCACAGAAAUCCAUUCUGAGGCUGAAAAAAAUCUUGGGCUGCGUCCAGGUGCUACCGCAAGUAUUAGAAAUAGUCGUGCUGUUUCUGGUGGUCCAAUGAGUCCUGGUCCUGGUGGUUUUCCUAUCACUCGUCCUGGUACUGGGGGUUUGAUGCCCGGAAUGCCAGGAACUCGAAGAAUGCCUGGUAUGCCUGGAAUGGACAAUGAUAAUUGGGAGGUUCCUAGGAACCGGUCAAUGCCAAGGGGUGAUGGGUCAGGUGUACUGCCUGGGGGACGUGUCCCAUCACCAUUAAUCAAUAAAUCAACUUCAAUGAAUCCGAGGCUGUUACCUCAAGGCAGUGGUGGCCUAAUGAGUGGUAGGACAAGUGCCCUGUUGCAGGGCGGUUCAACCCCUCCAGCUCGGCCAUCUAAUUCUAUUUUAGGUGCAGAGCCUGUGGGACAACCAUCUCUUUCUGCCAAACCUGUGCCUGUGGCUGUUGUGACUCCGGUUCUAGAGAAACCACUAGCACCGGCUGCAAGAAUAAAUCCAGGUCUACGGAGAAAAACACAGGCACUGUUGGAAGAAUAUUUUAGUGUUAGGCUGCUGGAUGAGGCAUUGCAAUGUGUGGAGGAACUAAAAUCUCCAUCAUACCACCCUGAGGUUGUGAAAGAAGCCAUCUCCAUUGCCUUGGAGAAAAGCCCACCCUGUGUUGAGCCGGUUUCAAGACUUCUGGAAUACUUACUUACUAAGAAAGUUCUUACACCUAGAGACAUAGGGACUGGUUGCCUGCUCUAUGGUGCCUUGUUGGAUGAUAUUAGCAUUGAUUUGCCAAAAGCACCAAAUAAUUUUGGAGAAAUAAUUGGGAAACUUGUUAUGGCUGGAGGAUUAGAUUUUAAUGUGGUGAAGGAAAUCCUAAAGAAGAUGGAAGAUGACAAGUUCCAAAAAGCUGUAUUUGAUGCAACAAUGAGGAUCAUUUGCUCUAAUCCUUCGGGCCAAGCUCUGUUGGAUGCACAGGCAUCUGAGGUCGAGGCCUGUCAGAAUCUAUCCUAAAUUUUGCAUGCUACUCUUAAUGUCUGUGUUCACAAGGACUUCUGCUUAUCUCCACUUCAAUAUAAUGUUUCCUACGUUUUCCCCUGCUUUUUGAGGCGAGCAACUUGUAUUAUUUGAUAAAGGUGGAGCUGCCAAGGACAGGUAAAAUUUUAUUGAGUUGUAUAUUUCUCCGAGGUCAUAGCGGUGUGUUUAUUGAGAAAAGAAAUUAAAACCAUAAUGCCAUGGAUUUUGUCCUCGAGUGUGGCUAAUACAUGCCAGAGUUCUCGGGAAGAGUGGUCACCUGUUUAAGGGAUCCAGUUGUUUUUGUAUUUGAUUAGUUUUUUGAUAAAUUUUUUGACUUGAGUAAUUUAGUUUAUUGUUGAACUUA
Theobroma umbraticum is the source of this 3031-nucleotide messenger RNA. It is a transcript of the gene EIFISO4G1, whose product is annotated as MIF4G domain-containing protein / MA3 domain-containing protein. Gene Ontology annotation, cellular component: eukaryotic translation initiation factor 4F complex. The record is from RefSeq and is a predicted model, not a curated record. NCBI's taxonomy places the organism in Eukaryota, Viridiplantae, Streptophyta, Magnoliopsida, Malvales, Malvaceae. Gene Ontology annotation, molecular function: protein binding; mRNA binding; translation initiation factor activity.